Messenger RNA from Leopardus geoffroyi (Geoffroy's cat), 2632 nucleotides. RefSeq names its product solute carrier family 5 member 11 (gene SLC5A11). NCBI's taxonomy places the organism in Eukaryota, Metazoa, Chordata, Mammalia, Carnivora, Felidae. Gene Ontology annotation, cellular component: plasma membrane. Gene Ontology annotation, biological process: transmembrane transport. Bases 508 to 2535 code for a protein of 675 amino acids. Gene Ontology annotation, molecular function: D-glucose:sodium symporter activity. The record is from RefSeq and is a predicted model, not a curated record. The transcript is spliced from 17 exons.
CAGAGUUCAGGGGUUCAGGGCUGGGCCCACCGUCUCUGGUGCCUGGGGAUAUCAUUCUCUUCCUCACCCCUGCCUGUAGUGGGGCUGGAAUUUGGAGUUUGACCUGCAAGGAGGCUCUCAGCUGUGGGCGGUGCAGGAGAGGGCGGCCGCUGUCCCCUGGCUAGGAGGGGGGGAGGAGCCGGCGGGGGGGUGGGGCCCUUCUCCACAACCUCCUUCUGCCUCAGAAGCCACGGGCAGGCCCCAGGGCAGGUGAGCCCUGCAUCAGAGGAAGACCUGCUGGGUUCUAGAACCAUCCACCCUACUCCUCAGUUCUGCAUCAAUCUCCGCCUUGAACUGCUUCCUGAGCUCUAAGCCCUCACCUUCCCCGAAGCCCCUGGAUUUGGAAGCAGCAGGUGUCCUUUCGCUUGCUCCAAGGAGGUAGCCACGCAGAGGGUGAGGAAAUAGCUCUGGUGCUGGCAUCUGACCCGCUUUUGCACUUCCCGCAGGAUUGAAAGUUUGCUCAGGACCAUGGAGAGCAGCUCCGGCAGUCCUCAGCCCACGGAGUCUGAUCCCCUGGAGGCUUUUCCCCAGAGGAGCCUGGAGCCAGGUGACAUCGCGGUGUUGGUUCUGUACUUCCUCUUCGUCCUGGCUGUUGGACUUUGGUCCACAGUGAAGACCAAAAGAGACACAGUGAAAGGCUACUUCCUAGCCGGAGGGGACAUGGUGUGGUGGCCAGUGGGUGCGUCCUUGUUUGCCAGCAAUGUUGGAAGUGGGCAUUUUGUAGGCCUUGCAGGGUCGGGUGCUGCUGCGGGCCUUUCCGUAACUGCUUAUGAGUUGAAUGGCUUGUUCUCCGUGCUGAUGUUGGCCUGGAUCUUCCUGCCCAUCUACAUCGCUGGUCAGGUCACCACGAUGCCAGAAUACCUGAGGAAACGCUUUGGUGGCAACAGGAUCCCCAUCAUCUUGGCUGUGCUCUACCUGUUUAUCUACAUCUUCACCAAGAUCUCGGUGGACAUGUAUGCGGGUGCCAUCUUUAUUCAGCAGUCUCUGCGCCUGGAUCUCUACCUGGCCGUAGUUGGGCUGUUGGCCAUCACAGCUCUGUAUACCGUUGCAGGUGGCCUGGCUGCUGUGAUCUACACGGAUGCCCUGCAGACUCUGAUCAUGCUUAUAGGAGCACUCAUCCUGAUGGGCUACAGUUUUGCUGCAGUCGGAGGGAUGGAAGGCCUAAAGGAGAAGUACUUCUUGGCCCUGGCUAGCAACCGGAGUGAGAACAGCAGCUGCGGACUGCCCCGAGAUGACGCCUUCCAUAUUUUCAGAGACCCGCUGACAUCCGAUCUCCCGUGGCCCGGGAUCCUAUUUGGAAUGUCCAUCCCGUCCCUCUGGUACUGGUGUACGGAUCAGGUGAUUGUUCAGCGGUCUCUGGCUGCCAAGAACCUGUCCCAUGCCAAAGGAGGCUCUCUGAUGGCUGCCUACCUGAAGGUGCUUCCUCUCUUCAUGAUGGUAUUCCCUGGAAUGGUCAGUCGUGUCCUCUUCCCAGAUCAAGUGGCUUGUGCGGACCCAGACACCUGCCUGAAGGUCUGCAGCAAUCCCUCUGGCUGCUCAGACAUCGCGUACCCCAAACUUGUGCUGGAGCUCCUGCCCACAGGGCUCCGUGGGCUCAUGAUGGCCGUGAUGGUGGCGGCGCUCAUGUCCUCCCUCACCUCCAUCUUUAACAGUGCCAGCACCAUCUUCACCAUGGACCUCUGGAAUUGCAUCCGGCCCCGGGCGUCCGAGAGGGAGCUCAUGAUUGUCGGCAGGGUGUUUGUGUUGUUGUUGGUGCUGAUCUCCAUCCUCUGGAUCCCCGUGGUUCAGGCCAGCCAGGGGGGCCAGCUCUUCAUUUACAUCCAGUCCAUCAGCUCCUACCUGCAGCCGCCAGUGGCUGUGGUCUUCAUCAUGGGAUGUUUCUGGAAGCGGACCAAUGAAAAGGGUGCUUUCUCAGGUCUGAUCUUGGGCCUUCUCCUAGGCUUGAUUCGGCUGGCCUUGGACUUCGUUUACACGCAGCCUCGGUGUGACCAGCCAGAUGACCGCCCCGCCGUGGUGAAGCAUGUCCACUACCUCUACUUCUCCAUGAUUCUGUCCGCGGUUACUCUGAUCACGGUGUCUGUUGUGAGCUGGUUCACGGAGCCACCCUCCAAGGAAAUGGUAAGCCGCCUGACCUGGUUUACUCGUCAUGACCCCAUGGCCCAGAAGGAACAGCCAUUCCCACCAGCAACUCCCCUGCCUCUUCCCGUCUCUCAGAAUGGGACCCCCGAGACCAGCAUCACCACCAUCCAGUUGGAGAUGAUUCAAGAAAACAUAUCCAAACCCCACAGCUGUGACACGACCCCAGAGCAGUCCAGAGUGGUACGGGCCAUCCUGUGGCUCUGUGGGAUGGAGAGCCGGGGCAAGGAGGAGCCCCCCAGCAAAGUGGAACCCGUCAUCGUCUCCUUGGAAGAAAACCCCCCCGUGAAAACCCUUCUGGACAUCAACCUCAUCGUGUGUAUUAGCUGUGCCAUCUUUGUCUGGGGCUACUUUGCUUAACGUGGGGUGAACCCAGGGGUCUGAGCUCUCAGUUUAUUUUCCGUGCCCUGUUUUUGUAAUGAGAGAAGAUAAGUAAUAAAGCUUUGUUUGUUUACCA